Molecule: messenger RNA, 822 nt
Organism: Aspergillus glaucus CBS 516.65
Lineage: Eukaryota; Fungi; Ascomycota; Eurotiomycetes; Eurotiales; Aspergillaceae
Gene: pre6
Product: proteasome core particle subunit alpha 4
Exons: 5
Coding region: 1-822 (273 amino acids)
Biological process (GO): ubiquitin-dependent protein catabolic process
Cellular component (GO): proteasome core complex; nucleus; proteasome core complex, alpha-subunit complex
Source: RefSeq, a predicted model, not a curated record
AUGUCCGGAUAUGAUCGAGCUCUUUCAGUAUUCAGCCCCGACGGGCACGUCUUCCAGGUUGAAUACGCCAUGGAAGCCGUCAAGAGAGGAACCUGCGCCGUCGGCGUAAAAGGCAAAGACGUCGUCGUCAUCGGCUGCGAAAAACGCUCCGCCCUCAAACUCCAAGACACCCGCAUCACGCCCUCCAAAAUCGCCGUCCUCGACCACCACGUCACCCUGGCCUUCGCCGGCCUCAACGCCGACGCCCGUAUCCUCAUCGACAAAGCCCGCCUCGAAGCCCAGUCGCACCGUCUGACCGUCGAGGACCCCGUUAGUGUGGAGUAUAUUACGAAGCAUAUUGCGAGUGUGCAGCAGCGGUAUACGCAGAGUGGGGGUGUUAGGCCUUUUGGGAUUAGUACAUUGCUUGCUGGGUUUGAUCCGAACGAUGAAGUGCCGAGGUUGUAUUUGACGGAGCCGUCGGGGAUCUAUUCUGCUUGGAAAGCAAACGCCAUCGGCCGCUCGAGCAAGACCGUCCGCGAAUUCCUCGAACGCAACCACGUCGAAGACAUGGACCGCGAGCAAACCAUCGCCCUUACCAUCAAGUCGCUGCUGGAAGUCGUGCAGACGGGCGCCAAGAACAUCGAGGUGGCUAUCAUGUCCGCCGGCAAGACAAUCGAGAUGCUCCCCGAUGACCAGAUCGAGACGUACGUUAAGAACAUAGAGACGGAGAAGCAGGAGGAGGCGGCGAAGAAGAAGACAGGUCGGACGGGUACUACUACGGCUGCUAUUCUGACGCGGCCUGGUGGUGGGGAGACGGGGGAGUCGAGUCGGUCUGCUGAGUAG